GAGCUUCAGUUCUGGAUUUCCACAUGACAGCUGCUCUGACCAGUUCUCAAACAGGAAGGCCAGGAUCGAGCCAUACUUCAAUGGACCCCAGAGGCAUCUUGAAGGCAUUUCCCAAGCGGAAGAAAAUUCUUGCCAAUCCAUCAUCAAAAGCACUUGCAAAGAUUCCCAAAAGGGAAGCAGGAGAAGAAGCAGGAGAGUGGCUGAACUCUCUGCGAGCCCACAUUGUGCCCACUGGCAUUGGACGAGCGCGGGCAGAACUGUUUGAGAAGCAGAUUGUCCAGCAUGGUGGCCAGAUAUGCUCUGCCCAGGCCCCAGGUGUCACUCACAUUGUGGUGGAUGAAGGCAUAGAUUGUGAGCGGGCCCUCCGCCUCCUUAGACGGCCCCGGCUGCCCGUGGGUGCUCAGCUGGUGAAGUCAGCCUGGCUGAGCUUGUGCCUGCAGAAGAGAAGGCUAAUGGAUACAGCUGGAUUCAGCAUCUUCAUCCCUGACAGGUACUUGGACCCACCACAGCCUAGCGAAAUGGACCAAGACUCUUCUACUCCUCCUGGCACCCACAAGGCCCUGCUUGGGACUGCCCUCUCUCCUCCCCCUUCUCCCACCAAACCUGUAUCUCCUCCCCAAAGAGCAGAAGAGGCAUCAAGUACCCAAGCCCAGCCCACCUCUGAUGAUGAAACCAGUGAUGGGGAAGAGACCCGGGUUAGUGCAGCUGAUCUGGAAGCCCUGAUCAGUGGCCACUACCCCACCUGCCUUGAGGGAGACUAUGAGCCUAGCCCAGCUCCUGAAGGCCUGGAUAAGUGGGUCUGUGCACAGGCUUCGAGCCAGAAGGUGACCAACCACAACUCCCACAUCACAGAGAAGCUGGAAGUGCUAGCCAAAGCCUACGGUGUUCAGGGAGACAAGUGGAGGGCCCUGGGCUAUGCUAAGGCCAUCAAUGCCCUCAAGAGCUUCCACAAGCCUGUUACCUCCUACAAGGAGGCCUGCAGCAUCCCAGGGAUUGGGAAGCGGAUGGCCGAGAAGAUCAUAGAGAUUCUGGAGAGCGGGCAUCUGCGGAAGCUGGAUCAUAUCAGCGAGAGCGUGCCUGUUUUGGAGCUCUUCUCCAACAUUUGGGGUGCUGGGACCAAGACUGCCAAGAUGUGGUACCAUCAGGGCUUCCGAAGUCUGGAAGACAUCCACAGUCAGGCCUCCCUGACUACCCAGCAGGCCAUUGGCCUGAAGUAUUAUGAUGACUUUCUGGAACGCAUGCCUAGGGAAGAGGCUACAGAGAUCGAGCAGACAGUCCGGGAAGCAGCCCAGGCCUUCAACCCUGGGCUGCUGUGUGUGGCAUGUGGUUCGUACCGGCGGGGGAAGGCAACCUGCGGUGAUGUGGACGUGCUCAUCACUCACCCGGAUGGCCGCUCCCACCAGCACAUCUUCAGUCGCCUCCUCGACAGCCUCCGUCAGCGAGGCUUCCUCACAGAUGACUUGGUGAGCCAGGAAGAGAAUGGCCAGCAACAGAAGUACCUGGGUGUGUGUCGGCUCCUGGGUCCAGGGUGGCGCCACCGGCGAUUGGACAUCAUCGUUGUGCCCUACAGCGAGUUUGCCUGUGCCCUGCUCUACUUCACCGGCUCUGCCCACUUCAACCGAUCCAUGCGGGCUCUGGCCAAGACCAAGGGAAUGAGCUUGUCGGAGCGUGCCCUCACCACGGCUGUGGUCCGGAACAGCCAAGGCGUCAAGGAGACUCAGAAUUCGGGGACCAACUUCAAGCCUUAUAGAAUCCUGGUCCCCAAGCCUGGUGAGGGCAACAGGAAAUCAUGGGCUGAAGAGGGAGAGUGCCCACACCCUCCAAAGGCCCAUCCUGGGGGUGAUAUCUUCUUGGCUGCUCGGUCAAGACACAGGAGCCCAGAAGAAAAGCCACUGAGACAAAGGAGCCAUUGAAGGGAUUUUUGUGUCUUGAGAAAGGCUGCCCAGUUUGGGGGAAGAGGUGGUUCGCUGAGACCAAACUAAGCAAGGAAUGUGAGUGUUGGGGGUUUCCCUAGUCACUGCAGAGCCUGGACCUGGUUCAGGCUUUCAGACCAGUCCCCCAUCCUGCCAGUAAGGGACUGAGGUCCUGUCCAGCAACAGCACUCCACACACCCACCAUCCAAUCACCACCUGGUCCAGAGAAGAAGGAGGACCCCAUAAGCCUACCUUCUGCCCCAGCCUAGUCCCUCUUCACUCUAUCCCUGAGCCAGGGUUGUCCUGGGCCAGACCAGGAGUAGGCAGAAUAAUGGUCCCCCAAAGAUGUCCACAUCCUAAUCCCUGGAACCUAUGCAUAUGUUAUUUUACUUGGCUAAAGGAACUUGGCAGAUGUGAUUAAAGUUAAGCAUUUUGAAAUGAGGUGUUAUCUUGGAUAAUACAGUUGGCCCAAUGUAAAAACGAAUCCUUGAAGGCAGAGAACCUUUCCCAGCUGCAAUCAGAGAAACGUGACUACAGAAGAAGUGUCAAAGAGAUGUGAUGUUUCUGGCUUCAAAGAUGGAGGAAGGGGCCACUAGCCAAGGAAUGCAGGCAGGCUCUAGAAGCUGGAAAAGGCAGGAAACAGAUUCUACUCUAGAGCCUUCAGAAAAGAAUGCAGCCCUGCUGAUACCUGGAUAUUUUGUUCCUGUGAGACCUGUGUCGGCUUUUAAGCCCAGAACUGUGAGAUAACUUCAAGUUGUUUUAAGCCACUAAGUUUAUCAUUUUUACUGCAAUAAUAGAAAUUCAAUAGA
Galeopterus variegatus (Sunda flying lemur) is the source of this 2722-nucleotide messenger RNA. RefSeq names its product polymerase (DNA directed), lambda (gene POLL). The record is from RefSeq and is a predicted model, not a curated record. The transcript has 9 exons. Bases 24 to 1913 code for a protein of 629 amino acids. NCBI's taxonomy places the organism in Eukaryota, Metazoa, Chordata, Mammalia, Dermoptera, Cynocephalidae. Gene Ontology annotation, molecular function: DNA binding; DNA-directed DNA polymerase activity. Gene Ontology annotation, biological process: double-strand break repair via nonhomologous end joining. Gene Ontology annotation, cellular component: nucleus.